Messenger RNA from Lacerta agilis (Sand lizard), 1018 nucleotides. RefSeq lists its product as uncharacterized. The record is from RefSeq and is a predicted model, not a curated record. Lineage: Eukaryota; Metazoa; Chordata; Lepidosauria; Squamata; Lacertidae. The coding region runs from base 76 to 759 and encodes 227 amino acids. The transcript is spliced from 7 exons.
GCUGCGCGGUUGCUGAGUCAUCUCUCUCUUCACACAAUCGCCUCAAAGCUUCAAGCUUUUGAUCUUCUCAGCACUAUGACGAUCUUCCUGAGUACUUGUCUCCUCUUGGUCCUCCUUUGUCCAGGUCUGGAUGCCUUGGAAGUAAGUACCGGUUAUGCUUCACAGGAAGUUCCAGUGGUGGAAGGCACACCGGAGGUGGUCGUGGCAGCUGAUACUGCAACAUUGAAAAUUCUGCAAUGUAGGGAAACCGUGCAGUCCCGUACUUGUCGUAUUAAAGGAGGAAGUUGCUUUUAUGACCUUACUGAAACCUAUUUAAAUGGCUCUAUAGACACCUACAAAACAAGGGGAUGUGCUGAAGAUUGCGUCUCAGCAAAUGCCACCUUCUCUUCAGUAGAAUCUAAAUACAUCCAGCAUAUCCACUAUUGCUGUAAAGAAUUUCUUUGCAACUUUCGUUUGCCUGCCAAACCAAAACGUGACUUUAAUGGGCUGGAGUGCCCAAACCUUUGUGUAGCUGAGUCAGCAGUUUCUGAGGAUUCAGGUGCCAUCAGGUGUAAUGAUGAUGAGACUCAGUGCAUAGAAUUUGUUCUUGUUCAUGAUGACAGGGGAGUUCCUGAUAAGGUCGUCAGAGGCUGUGCAACACCAGCUUUUUGUGAAUUGGCCAAGACAUCAGAGCUUAACAAGUACUUUUCAGGCACAAUAACAAGAGCACGGUGUGGUGAAACUCUGCCUUCACAAAAGCAACUGAGCAUUGAAGUGUAGUUACAGUAGGAAGAAAAAAUGUCUUCUCCCUUUCGGAUUCCACAAUUUUCUGCAACAGUGGAAGUGGUGGCUGCUUGCCUGAGUGUGGUGGAAGUGCAGAGAAACUGGGAUUCACAGCACUCCUGUGUCUUCUAUUUGGUGAAUGGGAUGCAGGGAAUAGAAAACUGAAGUAGAAAUGAGGGGAUUGGGGGCUUUGGCUCAUGACAAUAUGGGACAUGGGUUAAAUUUUCCUUUGUUCAUAAUCAAAAUAAAUUGGUGA